AUGCCCAUCACUCGGAUGCGCAUGAGACCCUGGCUAGAGAUGCAGAUUAAUUCCAACCAAAUCCCAGGGCUGAUCUGGAUUAAUAAAGAGGAGAUGAUCUUCCAGAUCCCUUGGAAGCAUGCCGCCAAGCAUGGCUGGGACAUCAACAAGGACGCCUGUCUGUUCAGAAGCUGGGCCAUUCACACAGGCCGAUACAAAGCAGGGGAGAAGGAGACGGAUCCUAAGACAUGGAAAGCCAACUUUCGCUGUGCCAUGAACUCGUUGCCAGACAUAGAAGAGGUGAAGGACCAGAGCAGGAACAAGGGCAGCUCAGCUGUGCGAGUGUACCGGAUGCUCCCACCCCUCACCAAGAACCAGAGGAAAGAAAGAAAGUCCAAGUCUGGCCGAGAUGCUAAGAGCAAAGCCAAGAGGAAGUCGUGUGGAGAUUCCAGCCCUGAUACCUUCUCUGAUGGACUCAGCAGCUCCACCCUGCCUGAUGACCAUAGCAGCUACACAGCUCAGGGCUACUUGGGGCAGGACUUGGAGAUGGAGCAAGCAGCCCUGACCUGUGGCUUCUGUUGUCUCCCAGCACUGUCACCAUGUGGCGUCAGUAGCACUCUCCCCGACUGGCGUAUCCCAGUGGAAAUUGUGCCUGAUAGCACUAGUGACCUGUAUAACUUCCAAGUGUCACCCAUGCCCUCUACCUCUGAAGCUGCAACAGAUGAAGAUGAGGAGGGAAAACUACCUGAGGACAUCAUGAAGCUCUUGGAGCAGUCAGAGUGGCAGCAGACAAGUGUGGAUGGGAAGGGGUACCUGCUCAAUGAGCCCGGGGUCCAGCCCACCUCUGUCUAUGGAGACUUCAGCUGCAAGGAGGAGCCUGAAGUUGACAGCGCUGGGGGGGACGUUGGGCUGAGCCUACACCGCGUCUUCACAGAUUUGAAGAACAUGGACUCUACCUGGUUGGACAGCCUGCUGCCCCCAGUCAGGGUGCCCUCCAUCCAGGCCAUUCCUUGUGCACCAUAA
Molecule: messenger RNA, 1002 nt
Organism: Orycteropus afer afer
Lineage: Eukaryota; Metazoa; Chordata; Mammalia; Tubulidentata; Orycteropodidae
Gene: IRF1
Product: interferon regulatory factor 1
Exons: 9
Coding region: 1-1002 (333 amino acids)
Biological process (GO): immune system process; regulation of transcription by RNA polymerase II
Cellular component (GO): nucleus
Molecular function (GO): DNA-binding transcription factor activity, RNA polymerase II-specific; RNA polymerase II cis-regulatory region sequence-specific DNA binding
Source: RefSeq, a predicted model, not a curated record